UAAAGCGGAAGAGUAUAGUAACGACGGCCACAAGGAGUAUUUGUGUAGAUACAUGUGACGUCACGGGUACGAAAAAAAGGAUCGGAGAAGGAUUUCAAAAUGGCGUCAACGGAGGAGAGUUCAACGAAAAGUGAUGGACAACUAUGGACGGUUUGGGCAGAAUCUAUCGAUUGUCAAACACUUGAAAAUGAGGACGACGAGACAGAAGAGGAAAAGAAGAAACGGGAAAGCGAUGCUAUGAAGUUAAGACAAGAAGAUAUGCCCUUGUUUGGAUUUUGUCCUGCCUGGGAUGAAUUUUAUUUAGUAGUCUGUGAAUUGUGUGGUUAUGUUGUUAAACCACAAGCAUUAAAGAAUCAUAUUGAAUUACGUCAUGGAAAUAUUACUUUGGCAAGGAAUGAAAGAUCUGAAUCUGUUGGACAACAUUCAAAAACUGGAAUCAGUAACAAGAAUAGCUCAUCAUCCUGUCAAAUGGCCGUAGUUUCAGGUCGCACAUCAUCUAAUAUAUCACAAAGUAAUAUAAAAUCCAAUUCUCCAAAUCAUCCACCUUCCAGGUCUCAUAUAAAACCUAGUAGUAGCCAUUGUCAUGGUAACUCCUCCUCCAUCCAGUUAAAUAGUUCACAUAAUGCUGUUACAAAUUCAAGAUCAAAAUCAGAAAAUCCCAAUAAACUGAAAAAGAACAACUCUAUGGCACCAUUUGUUAGAGUUGAACGGAUGCCAGAUGAUAUGUUAAAAACAAACUCAGUUCAUGCAGUAAAUUCUUUAUCAACAGAUAAAAAUGAGUUACCAUCACCUCAACAACCACCACCAAAUAUUAAUAUAUCUUCUUUAUUAAAUGUUUCUAAUUCUGGAAUUACUUCUGGACAUGCAUCUCCUUCCCAAUUAUUGCCUUCCAGUUUUUCUUGUGCAAUAGACUCUGGAUCUUCAAACAGUACUGUGCCCUUAAAUUCAAUGGGAGGUGAUAGUUUAUCUGGUGGUGUGAAAAAGCAAUCAGGAUCAAGUAAGAAUAAGAAGGUCCCCAGGGAGAGGAAACUGUUGCUAUGUAAAGAUCGUGAAUAUGAUCCAAAUAAACAUUGUGGGGUAAAAGUUGCAGAAACUGGGAAACCAUGUACUCGUUCCUUAACCUGCAAGACUCAUUCGUUAUCAUUACGAAGAGCUGUUAUAGGAAGGAAAAAGAAUUUUGAUGAAUUAUUAGCAGAUCAUAGAGCAGCGAAAGAAAAAUCAACCCAGCCUCAGGUAUCUAAUAUUUCAGAACAUCAAACAAACAGUAGUUGUCAGAUAUCACAAGUUAUACAAGAUUCCAUAAGCAUUCCAAAUUCUUCAGUUCUAAAUUCAAAAUGUGGAUCUGGAACUAAAACUAAUAAUUCUGGUUCAGGAUUACCAAAAGCAGCUAAUAAACAAGUGCUCAAAUCUGUUAAGCAUGCUUCUAAUAAAGCAACUUCACCUGGCAUUCCAGUAAAUAGGCCUUCAUCACAUAGUGGAGAAUUAACAAAGCCUCCAGUGCCACCUUCUGAAACUCACAUUCAACAACGACUACAGGAAUGUGCAUCAGAAACAAGUGCCCCAAAGAUUUCUACACAAGAUUCUCACCAUAUAUCUCAUCAUCCAAGGCCUGCUGCAUUAUGCACAUUUGGUCUUCGUCAGUUAGGUGAUGGCUUAUUUCUUUUGGACAGAAGAUGGGAUUUACCUCGAGCAGCAUUCAGAGCAGCUGUUCAUACAGAAAGAGCAAGUCAUCCUCCACCUUUAAAAAAAUUGUGUGUAGAAUCGAGGUUACCACCAGUUCCAGAACCUGUUGAUCCUAGUGAUCCAUAUAGUUUUAGUUGCUCUGAGCCUGCCUCUUCACAGCCUUGUAAAAAUCUUAAUGCAGUGAUGGGAGAAAUGAAGACAGUUAUUUCUUCACCUAUUCAUUCUGGGUUAUCCCGUCCUACAAUAUCAGUGAAUAAUAAAUCAUCAUUAUCAAAUUCAUCAAUAACAACUGGGUCCAAACCACCACAUUCUAAAUCUGUAUCCAAUAAAAUUAAAAUAAGAGAGAAGACAUUUAAUGCAAAUAGAAAUGGUUCUACUAAUAAUAAUAACUCCGCGAAGAAGAAACGAAACACUUUAUUGACAUCAAGUUCAAAUGGUGGAAGUAAUGUGGCAAGAACAUCUAGUGUGUCUACCUUUCAAUCAACAACAAGUGCUGUUGCUCUGCCUCCACAAAUACCCCUUCUUCCUCUCACUAUAGGAGACCAUUUAGGAGCUCUAUCACAACUUCAGGUAUCGACUCAUCUCGUAACUAAUCGCAACAAUCUUGCAUUAUCUCCUGCAGUUGUUAGAAGUCAGAAUGUUUCUGCAACUUUACAAAGUGGAACAUCAAAUAGGGGAACAAAAGAUAGUAAUAGUGUUGUGGUUACAGGGGUUGAUAUAUUAAAUGGUCAGUUGCCAGUUACUAGUGCUCUUUUACAUUCUGUUACAGUCAGUAGGCCAUGCAGUGCAAUGCCAACACUUCUAGCAACACCAAGUGGUCUAGGAAUAACAGUUGGUGCUGCAGGAUUACAACUUUCACAGUUACAAAAAAAUACAAGUGGGUGUGAAACAGAACUUGGAAAUUCAAUAAAUUGUAAAGGUAGCAAUAAAAGUUCAAAUAUAGCUACAACAGUGUCUGGUCCAAACAACAAUGUUACUACUAUUUGUACUACUGGUCCAGUGUGGAGUAGUGCCAAAAGUAAAACAAAAAUUCGUAAACCUAGUACUAGUAAACCAACAAUGAUUGUUAAUCAUACAGCGACUGUUACUCAUGCUUUAAACAUGGGCCUACUAUUAGAAAGUUCAGGAAAUGGGAACUCAAAUAAUGGAGGAAUUAAUAAUCAUACAUCUCCUCAAACAUUAUCAAGUCCUUCUGCAACUACAAGCCCACUUUUACGCUCAGAUUCUGUAAGUCCUCAGGUGCCUGUAUCUUCUCCAUUGCAUAAUGGUCUGGGACCUUCACCACCACCUUUUCUAAAUCAGAAAAGUAUAAGUAGUAAUCCUUCAGGAACAAGCAUUUCUAAUCAUGCUUCAACGAGUCCAGCAUCAAGGACAAGUACACCAAGUCCAAGUACAGACCUGUCUUCACCAGGUAGCACAGGUAGUGGACCAAAAGGAAGGGCUAAAACAGACAUGGAACUGGAAGGAAGAGAAAAGAUUGAGGGAUGUGAACAUUACAGUUAUCUUGGAAUACAAAUUCAUCAAUAUGAAAGAGAUACAUUAGAAAUUAAUACAAGAUUAGCACAAGAGGCAUGGAGAAUGACUGGGGAAGAGAAGAGAAAAGUUGAAAUGGAUGCAUUGAGAAGAUCAUGCAGAAUCUCAAAAAGAGAAAGAAUAACUAAUGAGAGAAUCAAAGACCUAAUGGGAUUGAAGGAGAUGGUUUUGGAAGAAAUAAAGAGGAAACAACUUAUUUUGUUUGGACAUGAUUCUGUAAGUCCUCAGGUGCCUGUAUCUUCUCCAUUGCAUAAUGGUCUGGGACCUUCACCACCACCUUUUCUAAAUCAGAAAAGUAUAAGUAGUAAUCCUUCAGGAACAAGCAUUUCUAAUCAUGCUUCAACGAGUCCAGCAUCAAGGACAAGUACACCAAGUCCAAGUACAGACCUGUCUUCACCAGGUAGCACAGGUAGUGGACCAAAAGUGAAAAGUUCCAGUCGGCAUUCUAGUAAUAUACAGAAAUUGGCAGUGACAUCAGGAAGUGGUCACGGUACAUUUCACUUAUCCAUGCCACCACCGGUCAAUUUAUCACCCUUACCUGUGGUUACGGCGGGUACUCGACCCUCUCCGUCAAUUACGUACCAGCAAGUAUUUACAAGCCAGAUGCUCACAUCAGCCCAACUCAGUCAACUUCAACUACAAACAGUAGGAAAACAUAAUGCUAAGUCAACAUCCACAAGUUCUGGUCCCUCCUCAUUGACAUUGGCCACUGCCACAAUGCCUUUAAAUUUUCCAGGAUUGCUAACUACUUCUGGUAUAGUACCAACUGUAUCAACAACCACCCAGAAGCAGCAGCAACAUCCUUUGUUAUUAAAGAAUGAAGAAACUAGAAGGACAGCUGUACAAAUGCAAGGUUCGCCUUCCCUGCCCACUUAAUAUUGCCUUUUUCCUAUGUUCCUGGGGAAUGUAUUUCAUUAGGUGUUAUAUAGUAUUGAAUCAACAUCAGACCAUGCAAUCAUAAAAGGAACUAAGUCAGUUUUUCCACUUGUUUCAUCAUUUAUUAAAUGGUGUCAACAACCAAAUUAACUUUCCAUGAACAUUUCUAAUAUAUUGUUAUGUAUCUGGUCUUAACAUUUAAAUCACAGAAGAAUUUGAAGCCUCCAAAUUUUGUGGUUGUGAUGUUCACAGAUCUGGCACUGCAUUGUGCUUAUCCCAAGUCAUUAGAAGGAUUGUGUUUUACAAAAAUUGGAUAUGAUGUACAUAUAUAUAAAUAUAUAUGUAUGUGUGUGUCUGUGUGCAUGAAUGUAUGCUUGUGAGUAUGACUGCACACUUGUUCUUCUGAGUAAAUCUAAAUAAGUGUGAAAUUAAAUGCACAUAAGCAUGUAUGAAUGAAUAUUUGUAAAUCAUAUAUUAUGUGUAAAUGAAAGAAAAUUGACUGUUUGAAUUCCAGCUCAGUGUUCAUCAGAGAAUUCAUUACAAAAAUCCUGAUAACUUUUUUUAUUGAACUAUAAUGGAAACGAGACUAUGCCUUAGAGAAUGAACAAUACGGACAUUUUUUUCUUCCAACAUUGUAUUUAUUAUGGAAGUUAUCAUGUUGGAUAAAGAUAAUUAAUCUGUUGUCACAAGAGACUUGGAUGUGAGAAUUCACUACCUAAGGCCUUGUGUAAGUGGUAUGAAUUUGGUAUAUUCAUAAAAAUUAAAAAGUGUACAGAAACCAGAAUUGUGAAGUGUAACAUAUUACAAUGUGUCAGAUUACAAAAGAAAAUGUUAUUUGGGCAAGUAAGUUAUUGUUGUAUAAACUUUGGUCCAUACUUAUGUAUGUUACCUAUUCAUAUGAUCAAGAGAGCGAGGAAUUAUGUGAAAGUUAUCUAUUCUACUAUUCUAACAGUUAUUUUAUAUUGGCUUGCAGUGAAUGGUACAUAGGAACAACAUAAACAUUCUUUCACAUUUUGGUACACUUUACAUUUUUAAGUUUUCAACUAAAUGUUAAUUUGGCAAAUAAAUAGAAAUUAUUUAUUAUAUUUGCAUUUAAUUUAAAGUUUAAAUAAAUUAUAAACUAUUUUAAUUUCCUCUUUUUAAGAUAUUUUUAUAAAAAAAUAAAAAUAACUUUAAUACUGUAUUUCAAAAGAAUUGAAACUGCCAAAUACUAACCAAUAUCAAACUAACAGAUAGGUACCCCCAUUUAUGUUGCUGGUAUUUUAAAUCCAGCUGUUUAGUUCCUGUUUAAUUUACUCAUAACUCCGAAAUAAUUGUCAUCUUUAAGUGUUACCUCUCAUUCAUUGUCAAUUAUUGCAUGUGAGUAGUUGCCUUGUCUUCUCGCUUGAGUACCUUUCUCAGAGGUUAUUGAAAAAAUAACUUAUAUGUAAAUGAAGAUUAAAUUGUUAGUACUAAACCACUUUCUUUUGUAAAUGCUGUGUAUAUAAUAAAGCCUAUUUAUCUACGUUUGUGUAUAAAAUUUGGAGUGUAGACAUUUCAUGGAACAUUGUGUGGUUUAUUAUGAUGAAUCACAUACAAAAAAAGAACAUGCACUAUCUUUAUGGCAAUGAUGAUUUUUGGAAAACAUUGUAGUGUAUUGCAAAAUGAAUCAUUCAUUUGUUAGAUACAGUCAUUUGUCUUCACUUAAAUUGUCCUAUUUUAUGACUGUACAUGUACUGACAUUUGGUCAACAGAAAUCUAAGAAUGCAUGUGGAGUGAGUAUUUAAACUGUUGCUGCUGUUUGUAUUAAAACUUACAAAAUGAAAUACAUUUUUAUAC
This is a messenger RNA of Centruroides sculpturatus (bark scorpion), 5910 nucleotides long. Its product is annotated as mucin-5AC-like. The record is from RefSeq and is a predicted model, not a curated record. The transcript has 15 exons. Bases 100 to 4092 code for a protein of 1330 amino acids. NCBI's taxonomy places the organism in Eukaryota, Metazoa, Arthropoda, Arachnida, Scorpiones, Buthidae.